Molecule: messenger RNA, 1324 nt
Organism: Apus apus (common swift)
Lineage: Eukaryota; Metazoa; Chordata; Aves; Apodiformes; Apodidae
Gene: GSC
Product: goosecoid homeobox
Exons: 3
Coding region: 1-1155 (384 amino acids)
Biological process (GO): regulation of transcription by RNA polymerase II
Cellular component (GO): nucleus
Molecular function (GO): DNA-binding transcription factor activity, RNA polymerase II-specific; RNA polymerase II cis-regulatory region sequence-specific DNA binding
Source: RefSeq, a predicted model, not a curated record
AUGACGUCGCCUGGGUAUAAAAAAGGGAAGAGGUUCAGAUGGAUUAUACUCCAAGCAGCGCUCUGGGUUGAGAUCAGUAAACAGGCGAGAGUUGAGGGGGGAAAGUUCCAGGGGUGGAUCCUGCGCGCUUACACACACACACGGAAACACACAUGCACACGCACACACGCGCGCACAGACACACACGCAAAUUCUGCCCGCAAGCUGCCCUUGGAAAAAGCUUUGCUCUUUUCUCUCCGAGCCUUUUUUAAAAUUUCUCCGAAAAGUUUCGAUUUCGUGUUUCUCCAGCCUUCUCCCCCACCCCCCCCCUUCCUACCCUCCUCCCUUCCACCGCAGCCACCGCCACCUACCCACCCUCCGCCCUCCCCCGGCCGCUCGGCGCUGCCCUGCCCCGGCACGGUUUGGGGCAUGCCUGUGAGCAUGUUCAGCAUCGACAAUAUCCUGGCGGCCAGACCUCGCUGCAAGGACUCGGUGCUGCUGUCCCCGAGCGCCGCCGCCCCCGUCGUCUUCCCGGGCCUCCACGGGGACUCGCUCUACGGCGGCGCCUCCGACUACGGCGGAUUUUACUCCCGGGCGGUGGCACCCGCCUCCGCGCUGCCGCCGGCCGUCACCGGCUCUCGCCUCGGCUACAACAACUACUACUACGGGCAGCUGCAUGUCCCGGCGUCCCCCGUGGGCCCUUCGUGCUGCGGGGCCGUGCCGCCCCUGGGAGCCCAGCAGUGCUCCUGCGUCCCUCCCGCAGGUUACGAGGGCACUGGGUCAGUCCUGAUGUCCCCUGUUCCCCAUCAGAUGUUGCCCUACAUGAACGUGGGCACUUUGUCCCGGACGGAGUUGCAGCUACUGAACCAGCUGCACUGCAGGCGAAAAAGGCGACAUCGGACAAUCUUCACUGACGAGCAGCUGGAAGCGCUGGAAAACCUCUUCCAGGAAACGAAAUACCCAGACGUGGGCACCAGGGAACAGCUGGCCAGAAGGGUGCACUUAAGAGAGGAAAAAGUGGAGGUGUGGUUCAAAAACCGCCGGGCGAAGUGGAGGAGGCAAAAGCGGUCGUCUUCCGAGGAGUCAGAAAACGCACAGAAAUGGAAUAAAGCGUCUAAAACGUCUCCGGAGAAGAGACAAGAGGACGGGAAAAGUGACUUGGACUCCGACAGCUGAUACCUCUCGGGGGGGACAUUUCCCGUGGACUGUCGGAUACGCUCCAGAGGAUGCUACUAAGCUUGCACAAGCUCUACCCUGUCGGAGGGGGAAAAAUAUCUGUAUAUAAUGUACCAUGCCCCGAGCUGAUUCCGUGUAAAUAAAAUGCAUUGCGGAGGUGUUGCACAGG